CCUCUACUGACUUCUUUGUUUACAAAACAAAUUUUGUUUUGCUUGGCUGAGUUUUAUUAUGUACUUAUUUUGAUAUCACCUAAAUAUUUUGAAUUUGCGCAGUAGAAGGUGCAGAAAAUGUAAGCCAGUCAUUCAAAAACGCUGAUUAUGAAGUAGUGUAUUAUCAACGCGCAACGUAUGGUUGAAAGAACAACAGCCAAAGUGUUUGCCACAUAAUACAAAGACAAACCAUUCAGCAGCAUACUUAAUGCAGUUCCAGACGCUAUACGCAAAUAUUUUUGCAAACCCAGCUGGCAAGUGUACAUUGUGCGCGGACGUGUAGCGACGUGGGUUGUGGAAAUCGUAGUGGUGGUGAUACACAGUGUACAUUGCAACAUACAUAUAUUCGUUUUAGAUUUGUUAACUGACUCGCUGUGUUUGGUGGCUGUGUACGUGAGGCCAAAAGUAAAUGCGAAACGUUUGUUGCAGCAAAAGUGCCAGACAGCUCGGUUUAGUUGUACAGAGACAGAUUUUCGAUUUUUGUCUGCUAUAUUUUCUUUGGAUUUCUAAAAACUUUUAGAUAUUUGAAAGUGUUCCUUUUAACAUUUAGUGCGUUCCUAUUCGUUAAUGUGCAAGUCCAAUUUUUUAAAAUGUAUUUUAUAACAAGUUUAUGCAAAUUUUAUAAGUGAAAAAGCUUGCAAAAGUAUAACACUGGGGUGUAGUGAGUAAUUUAAAACAAAUAAAGCGAAAAUUCCCUUUUGAUUUCAUCAUAACGGAAGUGUUGUAAUUUAUAAGUGUAAUACUAAAUAAACGCGACAAGAUGUCUUUGGCCAGCGCUGCAGGGAUUUUACUGAAACCACAGACACCAUUACAACAAUUGCUAGAGGAUAUCAAUUUUCAACGCACCAAGGAAAUGCGACAAUUGCUCAAAGAUGAUAGCGGUUUUGUUGUGCUCCAAGGCACUACGUAUUGGACAGAUUUGUUUGUACGACAUUUUCUAUUUCAAACCGAACCAGUACACAGCAUAGAUUCCGAUGAUUUGCUAUUCUUCGUACGUAAAAAACACGUGAAAAGUUCUUCCCGACAUAUGCCAAAAUAUGAGACAGAAGUUGAUGUCUUUCGUAAGGACUCGCGUAAACUACCAAUUGGUGAUCCGGACGUCGAUUGGGAGGAGACGGUCUAUUUGAAUAUGGUCAUACAUCAAUUCGAUUAUACACUUACAUUAGCUAUUUGUACACGCACAUCGCCAAAGGAAUUGCAAGUGUUGAGACGUCACUCGCAGCGUGUUUAUGCAAGUCCUAGUCGUCGAAAAAUGGAUACCAAAGGUGAAGGCGAGGAGAUCACAUACCCGCAUAUCUGCUUUAUGGUGGACAAUUUCGAUGAGGUUUUCAGCGAUAUUUUAGUGCGCGAUGGUGAAAUGGUGUGCGUGGAAUUGGUUGCCAAUGACAAAGAUGGUUCAGUGCAAGGCGUCAUAUUUCUUGGCUCCAUACGCUAUGAUGCGCUCAAAAAGGUCUACGAUGCGCGGCAAUCUAGUCUCAGCUCAAAAGUGGCGCAACGCAUGUCCUUCGGUCUGUUCAGCAGCGGCGCCGGUGUACAGACGCGUUGUGAAUUUGUGCGCAUGAAGGGACCACAAGGCAAGGGACAUGCCGAAAUGGCUGUUACAAAACCCAAAGGUUCGGGCGUAGAGACGCCCACCAGCGAACCCGGUUUUUGUGCCACCGACAUGUGGGAUGACUGGGAGGAGGAAAAUGACGACUAUUGCACAUAUCGUCAUCAACGUCGUCUUAGUGAUCCCAGCGCUAAUUUAAAUAAUUUCUCACGUUACGCUUGGCGUACAAAAGGCGCAACCGAUGCGGUGGGCGGCACAGCGGGCGCUAAGGCGCGUUCAGAGAAUGAAGGACUCGAUUCGUUGGCGAAUGAGGUGUCCGAAAUUGAAGCUGGUGACUUACGUGAUGAUCUACGUCCUGCUUUCUCGGCAUCCGAGGCAAAACUACAUCUCAAUCCGAAUUGUGUGGCAGCUAAUGCGGCUGCAGUUAAGCUACCGAUUUCACCCGAAACCGAAGUGAAACACAACAGCAACGUACAAGAGCAAACGACAAAUGCUGUUCGAGUGGACAGUGUGCCUGUCGCUGAGGCUGUGGAAGCCACUGCGGUGACCUCGCCCAACUCGAAUGCCAGCACCACCGGUUGCAGCAACUGCUUUGGCGGAAAAAAGUGUAAACGUUGGGUGGGCGUAUCAAGCGAUAAGCAUACACCGGAAAUGUCCGAAGUCUAUUGUCCCACAUGUGAUGAUGCGGCCAAUGAGACGCCGGCAUGUCUCAAUAAAAUGCCCGACAAGAAGUCCAAGCCAAAACAUAAAACCAUACUGAGUGUUGAAAGCGAGUUGGUGGUGAGCAAGAGAGGUAGUCUACGGUUGACAGGCGGCGCACAGACACAAAAGACCGUCGUGCGUAGCGCCUCACUGAGCGCAGCGGAUCGUAAGCCGAAGCGCACGACCAGUCCAGCAGCCGAGAAGAAAGAUAAGGCUAAAAUAAAAGAUAAAGAGAAGGAUAAGGAUAAGUUUAACAAAACUACGAAUUUACUUGCCAAGGUUUCACCCAAACGCAUCCGGUCCAAAAAUGGCACAGCCACCACAACAAAAACCAAGAACAAUAAUACACCAAAAGAUACGAAAGACACCAAGCCGGUGAAGGAGUGCAACAGCAAUAACAACAGCACUGUAGCGCAAACUACCACACAGCAAGCUGAAGAAUAUGAAAUAGCCGACGAUGCGACCUCAUUGAAUGGCAGUACGGCGGAAGCGUCCGAAGCCAAAAUGGCUAUACUGAGCGAGCAAGACACUAAACUUAUGAUAAAUGUGCGCGGUCGCGAAGAACUGCCCGUUGUAGAGCAGCGUUCACCGCCGAACACGGCCGAGCUGAAUGCACCCAGUAGUGCCGCUAGCAGUGUCCACAGCAAUCCAUACAGUUUCGAGAAGUGUGUACGUGUACCUGUAAAAACAGAAAGCCAUCCAUUGCAGCAGCAGCAGCCGCAGUCAGUCAGUCCAGAGCUGCACGGCGGCGCUGCCGCUGCUGAAACUUUUGAUAAUAAGCGCGACAAUAGUAUUUCGCCGACAGUCUCAGCCACAACAAACACAUCAAAAGCAAUAAAAAACACAAAACUACAGUUGGAUACUCAAAGUGCAGCCGCAGCCGCUGCGGCCAACGAUCUCAGCGAUUGUAACGGCAAUUGCCACAUGUUGUCGUCGCCGCCGCCGUCUUCAUCGAGUGCACAACGUUCGCCGAUUUCGCCACCGCCCAUAGGGUCGGUAGCCAGCGGCGGCGUCGAGAACGGCAGUGUAAGCGAUGGCGGCGGUGGCGGUACGGGCAGUAGCGGUGAGAAUGGUCAUUCGCAUGCGACAUUGCCGCGUGCCAAACGCAGCGCUGCACAGCAUGCGUUCUAUCAACGCGCUAUCAGCUUGGUGCCAAAGCGACGUACACCGGAUGGCACCAACAUUUAUUAUUGGUGUGAUCUGCCGCGUAAAGCGCUCAAAGAAUUAGACGACGGCGCCUACAAUCCACUAUGGGCCAGUCGCGGCUUCACGCAAUCAUUCCACUUUUGGAAGGAGAAUCGUCGGCAACAGUCCACACCGCUCAAUGCAUUCCUCACAUAUGUGACACUGCCUUGGUGGAGCAUUGCUAAAGAUCUGCUGGAUCAUCGUGAAACGCCCAUACUAACCUUUUAGUAUUAAAUUUAUUAAUUUAUUUUCUUAUUACUAUUUAUUGUUAUUUUAUAUAAAACAAACUACUCUUAAAGCUACUUUUUAUACAAUUACUUUCAAAUAUUUUGUACUUAUUUUGU
This is a messenger RNA of Zeugodacus cucurbitae (melon fly), 3819 nucleotides long. RefSeq lists its product as uncharacterized. Bases 800 to 3703 code for a protein of 967 amino acids. Lineage: Eukaryota; Metazoa; Arthropoda; Insecta; Diptera; Tephritidae. The transcript has 9 exons. The record is from RefSeq and is a predicted model, not a curated record.